This is a messenger RNA of Argiope bruennichi, 768 nucleotides long. Its product is annotated as KRAB-A domain-containing protein 2-like. NCBI's taxonomy places the organism in Eukaryota, Metazoa, Arthropoda, Arachnida, Araneae, Araneidae. The transcript has a single exon. Gene Ontology annotation, biological process: DNA integration. The record is from RefSeq and is a predicted model, not a curated record. The coding region runs from base 1 to 768 and encodes 255 amino acids. Gene Ontology annotation, molecular function: nucleic acid binding.
AUGGUGUAUCUAGAUCAUUUAACUAAAUUUGUGCAGCUACGACCUUUGAAAACUAAAAGGGCUGAAGAAGUAGCGUAUCACGUUCUUCCAAUAUUUUUAACAUUUGGUGCUCCAGCAAUAUUGCAAUCAGAUAAUGGUAGAGAAUUCAGUAAUCAAGUCAUAUCCGAAAUAUGCUCUAUGUUGAAAGAUGUUAAGAUAGUUCAUGGAAAGCCUCGUCACAGUCAAACACAAGGCUCAGUUGAAAGGGCCAAUCAGGAUAUACAGAAUAUGCUAAAUGCAUGGAUGAACGAUAACAAUACAAAUAAAUGGUCAGAAGAUUUAUCCUUUGUUCAAUUUGCCAAGAACACUACAUACCACGAAGGAAUACGCCAAAGUCUUUAUGAAGCCAUGUUUGGCAUUAAAGCGAAAAGAGGCAUAGAAUCGUAUUUUUUGCCUAGCGAACAAAUCGCAAGUAUCGAAACUGAGGAACAACUUGAAGAAAUCGCCAAUACUUUUGAAACCGAAGAACAGCUUGGAAAAACUGGUAAUACUUCUGAAAAAAAUUUGAGCGGUGGUCAAACCGAAAACCAAAUUCCAAAGAAAAAUAUUGAAGAGGACUUGCAAUCUACCACGUCUUUACAUCAAGUUCUGAAUGAAAAACACGAGUUAAUUUCUAUAAAAAGAGCGGCCGCGAAAGAGAAUCUUCUACUGCAAGCAACAAAAAUGUUGCGAACCUCACAAAAUCACAUAAUCAGUUCGAAAUUUGUAAAGAAAAGCUCCUUUCCAUAA